Messenger RNA from Saimiri boliviensis boliviensis (Bolivian squirrel monkey), 2043 nucleotides. It is a transcript of the gene STAMBP, whose product is annotated as STAM binding protein. Gene Ontology annotation, molecular function: K63-linked deubiquitinase activity; metal-dependent deubiquitinase activity; protein binding. Lineage: Eukaryota; Metazoa; Chordata; Mammalia; Primates; Cebidae. The record is from RefSeq and is a predicted model, not a curated record. Gene Ontology annotation, cellular component: cleavage furrow; endosome. Gene Ontology annotation, biological process: protein K63-linked deubiquitination.
CGGAGCGAGCGCCGGAUGUGACGUUUCCGGAAGCUCCGAGUGUCAUCUGCGGGGAAAGAUGCUGCAUCCCGUUUUUGGAAUUGCUCAACCCGUUGGUAGCCGGCGCCGCUUCCUGGCCUCGGGAGGUGGUUCCUUUCUUAACCCACAAGAACCUCUCCCAAGAGAACUUAGUCCUGAUGUCUGACCAUGGAGAUGUAAGCCUCCCGCCCGAAGACCGGGUGAGGGCUCUCUCCCAGCUGGGUAGUGCGGUAGAGGUGAAUGAAGAUAUUCCACCCCGUCGGUACUUCCGCUCUGGAGUUGAGAUUAUCCGAAUGGCAUCCAUUUACUCUGAGGAAGGCAACAUUGAACAUGCCUUCAUCCUCUAUAACAAGUAUAUCACGCUGUUUAUUGAGAAACUACCAAAGCAUCGAGAUUACAAAUCUGCUGUUAUUCCUGAAAAGAAAGACACAGUAAAGAAAUUAAAGGAGAUUGCAUUUCCUAAAGCAGAGGAGCUGAAGGCAGAGCUGUUAAAACGAUAUACCAAAGAAUAUACAGAAUAUAAUGAAGAAAAGAAGAAGGAAGCAGAGAAAUUGGCCCGGAACAUGGCCAUCCAGCAAGAGCUGGAAAAGGAAAAGCAGAGGGUAGCACAACAGAAGCAGCAGCAAUUGGAACAGGAACAAUUCCAUGCCUUCGAGGAGAUGAUCCGGAACCAGGAGCUAGAAAAAGAGCGACUGAAAAUUGUACAGGAGUUUGGGAAGGUGGACCCUGGCCUAGGUGGCCCUCUAGUGCCUGGCUUGGAGAAGCCCUCCUUAGAUGUGUUCCCCACCUCACCUGUCUCAUCCACACAGCCUUCAGACUGUCACACAACUGUAAGGCCAGCGAAGCCACCUGUGGUGGACAGGUCCUUGAAACCUGGAGCACUGAGCAACUCAGAAAGUAUUCCUACAAUCGAUGGAUUGCGCCAUGUGGUGGUGCCCGGGCGGCUGUGCCCCCAGUUUCUACAGUUAGCCAGUGCCAACACUGCCCGGGGAGUGGAGACAUGUGGAAUUCUCUGUGGAAAACUGAUGAGGAAUGAAUUUACCAUUACCCAUGUUCUCAUUCCCAAGCAAAGUGCUGGGUCUGAUUACUGCAACACAGAGAACGAAGAAGAACUUUUCCUCAUACAGGAUCAGCAGGGCCUCAUCACACUGGGCUGGAUUCAUACUCACCCCACGCAGACCGCGUUUCUCUCCAGUGUCGACCUACACACUCACUGCUCUUACCAGAUGAUGUUGCCAGAGUCGAUAGCCAUUGUUUGCUCCCCCAAGUUCCAGGAAACUGGAUUCUUUAAACUAACUGACCAUGGACUAGAGGAGAUUUCUUCCUGCCGCCAGAAAGGAUUUCAUCCACACAGCAAGGAUCCACCUCUGUUUUGUAGCUGCAGCCAUGUGACUGUUGUGGACAGAGCAGUGACCAUCACAGAUCUUCGAUGAGCGUUUGAGUCCAACACUUUCUAAGAACAACAAAACCAUAUCAAUGUACUAUGGCCCCUUAAUUUAAGCUUUCUAGAAAGCUUUGGAAGUUUCUGUAGACAGAAUAGAAAGGGGCCAUCACCUGAGAAAGAGUUGAUUUUGCAUUUCAGGUUUGAAAAGAAAUAACUGAACAUAUUUUUUAGGCAAGUCAGAAAGAGAACAUGAUCACCCGAAAGCAACUGUAACUCAGAAAUUAACUGUAAAGAAUGGUAUAAUGAACCCCCAUAUACCCUUCCUUCUGGAUUGACCAAUUGUUAACAUUUUUUUCCUUUCAGCUAUCCAUCUAAUUUCUCUCCCAAUUUGUUUUUAUUUACCUCUGGGCUCAAUAAGGGCAUCUAUGCAGAACUUUGGAAGCCAUUUAGAAAAUCUUUUGGAUUUUCCUGUGGUUUAUGGCAAUAUUAAUGGAGCUUAUUACCUUGGUGAGGGAUAGUUCACUCCAUCUGACCAGAUGGUGAGGCUAACAUAUCCCGAAGAGUGAUUUUGUCAGGAAUUAUUGUUAUUUAACAAAUAUUUCAGGAUAUUUUUCCUCUACAAUAAAAUAACAAUUAACUUA